Molecule: messenger RNA, 3075 nt
Organism: Silurus meridionalis
Lineage: Eukaryota; Metazoa; Chordata; Actinopteri; Siluriformes; Siluridae
Product: inactive all-trans-retinol 13,14-reductase
Molecular function (GO): oxidoreductase activity
Source: RefSeq, a predicted model, not a curated record
AUUCUACACGCAUUUUUGCUAUCGAGUUCAGUUCCUGUUCACACAGUAUAUAAGGAUUAUUGGUCAGUGUGAAGCUUUGCUGAUUUUGUACAAUUUACGAUGUGGUUGCUGGUGGUGUUGGUGUGGUUGUUGGUUUCGGCUAUUGGUUCUUACUGGUAUCUGUUCGGCAAACCAAGCCCUUUCUCAGUAGAAUCAGUUAGACCUCCGGGUCCAAUAGAGCUGGACCAGAAGAAGAGAGACAAAAUUCUGAAGCAAGGGUUCAAGAAAGAGAAGGUUCCAGAGAAUCUGGAUGCUAUCGUGAUUGGUAGUGGCAUUGGUGGCCUGGCUGCAGCAGCAACUCUUGCUAAAUUGGACAAGAGAGUGCUCGUGCUGGAGCAACAUGAACAAGCUGGAGGCUGCUGUCACACAUUUACUGAGAAAGGGUUCGAGUUUGAUGUAGGGCUACAUUAUAUUGGUCAGCUACAUGAGAACAGUCUGUUUAAGAUCAUCAUGGACCAACUCACAGAAGGACAACUACAGUUUAAGGAACUAGACCAACACUUUGACACUGUAGUGAUAGGUAGAGGAGAAGAAAUCCGGAAAUACACACUUCACAGCGGCAAAACUGAGAUGGAAGAGCAUCUGAAAAAGCAGUUUCCUGAUGAUGCCAAAGCUGUAGAGGAAUACUUUAAGAUCAUGAAGAUUUCAGCCAGGAAGACACACUAUUUGGCUUCACUAAAGCUCAUUCCUCAGUGGUUGGCACUUUUCCUGCUUAAGAGUGGCAUUGCCGGCCUCUGCAGCUCCAUCUUUCGACUUGUAAGCACUAAUGCCACUGAAGUUGCAGAGAGUCUGACCUCUAACAAGGACCUCCACACAGUCUUCAACUAUUUUUUCUAUGGCGUUCCACCAAAAGUUUCCAGUUGUGUUAUUAAUGCCCUGCUGUUGCACCACUACAAGCGUGGAGCAUAUUACCCAAAAGGUGGCGCCAGUGAAAUCCCAUUCCACAUCACCAAGGUCAUCCAGAAGUUUGGGGGACGUGUGCUGGUCCGUGCUCCUGUAAAUCGCAUCCUGGUUGACAAUAAGGGAGCUGCAUAUGGUGUCACUGUGAAAAAAGACCAAGAGGAUGUUGAAGUGCGAGCUCCUGUUAUCAUCUCUAACUGUGGAGUCUUCAACACCUUCCAGAAAUUUCUUCCAUCACAUAUACAAUCCAAACCAGAGAUUCAGGAGCGGCUGAAUAUGAUGAGACCCGGACGAGGAUGCCUUUUAGUGUUUUCAGGUUUCGAUGCAACACAGGAGGAACUGGGCAUCACUUCAACCAACGUGUGGUCCUUUAGGACUAAUGAUAUGGAUGCCAUGAUGGAUGAGUUCUUCAGUAUGGGGAAGGAUGAAGCUCCAGAUAACAUUCCCAUGAUGUACUUUACAUUUCCAUCUGCCAAAGAUCCAACAGCAACAAUCCGUCACCCAGGUAAAUCUUGCAUGACCAUUCUAACAAUGGUAAAUUAUGAAUGGUUUGAGGAGUGGAAGGAGACCAGUGAGAAAAGAGGGGAUGACUAUUUAGCCUACAAGAUGAGAUUUGCGAACAAUCUCUUUGACUUGGUCUGCACUCACUACCCCAAACUGAGAGAUAAGUUGGUGUUUCAGGAAGUCUCCAGUCCAUUGUCUAAUGCAUACUAUCUUGGUUCUUAUUUGGGAUCCAUGUACUCAGCUGAGCACAACUUGGAACGCUUUCAGCUUGAGGCCCUUGCCAGAAAUCGCUGUGAUACCCCUGUAAAAAAUCUUUUCAUUACAGGUCAAGAUGUGUUCAGCUGUGGCAUUGCAGGGGCAUUACAUGGUGGCCUUCUCUGUGCAUCCACCGUGCUCAAACACAUUGUGUACAUUGACCUUUUGAUGCUAAAGAAGAAGCUGAAAAGAAAGAAGGCAAGAGAAACUACUGAACAUGUUAAAAAGCUGAUGUGAAUCAAUGGAAAACGUGACUGCACCUGAUGGAAACAAUGACCCGCUAACUUGUGGAACAAAUUUUUUUUUAUAUGCAGUCAGCCUUUUUGUUUUUUGCAAAAUGUUUAGUCCAAAUUAGGAAACAAUACAUUUUUUUUGCUUUAAUAAGAUAUAAACUAACUGAAACUAAACUGAAUAAAAAUUGAAUGAAUGGAUAAAAGAAAGAAGCAAGUACAUAAUGCAAUUAAUUUAUUCUUGUUUUUCAUUGGAGUGUCCUUUAUUUAAUGAUGCUCUGUAUUUUUUACUUCUCAACCUGCAAACUUCAGGUCUGAAAUGAAAAGUCAUAUUUAUGGAAAAACUAAAUUCUAUAACUAAUUUGAAUAGCUAAGUUACACACUUAGCUAUACAUGAGUUAACAUUUAUUUUAUACUUGUAAUGUUGUAAGGAAUAAAUUGACAAACCAACUAAUAAAAAGUAAUUAAGCAUUUUAAAUAAAUUUCUAAGAAGUUUCCACUUAAAUGUAAAUAUAAUAUGUAUAUAAUAAUCAUAUUCUCAAAAUUAAUUCAUGCAUUGAUUUGAUUUAUUUUGCAAAGCAAAUUUAAACGUUAUAUCCGAACAUGUAGAUUUUUGAAGUCACCCAAACAGCUGCAUAAUUCACAAUAAAUACUUCAAAAUAUGUGUAGUGGUAUCUGGGAGCAGGUUGUGUCUCCAUGGAUUGGAUUCGUUUGUCCCGCAAAUCGCACAGUAUUGUGAAAUUUAACACCAAAGUAAAUCAAAGCAUUACAAAAUGAUAUGUGUGGUGUGGAAGGAUGCAUUAUCCUGCGAAAGAGCCUACUGCCAGUAGGAAAUAUAAUUGCUAUGAAGGGGUGUACCUGGUGUGCAACAGCGUUAAUGAAUGUAAAACAACAACAACAUAAAUGCCAGGACCCCAUUAAGCAACACACAUGCCUACGCCCUUCUGAAAGAUGUAAAAGAAACCAUGACCAGAACUUUUUUAUGUGCGAAUGGUUCAGUUCUGAUGCACACAUGCCCAUUGAAGGGUUUUUCUGUGGUGGACAGGAGUCACUUUUGGUUAGUAAUUUACUUACCAUUUUGGAGGUGUUGUGACCCAGUCAUCUAGACAUUAGAAUUUGGACUGUAUUAAAGUCACUCUGAUUUGUA